CGGUGGUGGAGGAGGAGGAUGUUCGGGGUAGCUGGGCGACACGCGAGGCGUCGCACCAGCUCGGCGUCGUUGUUGUCUUCGUCGUCGUCGCUGCUCCCCGCCUCUCGCUCCCCCUCCCGCCUGGCCUCCCCAGCCGCAAGGAGGAACACCAGCGGCUCCCUUACCUCCCUCUGCCGGUCCCCAGCUCCCAUUGGGACCACGCCGUCCCCCGCACGCUCCCCGGGGCCCUCAGUAUCAGGGACCUCCCCAGGACGUACCCCGGGUAGGUCCCCCUCACGCUCUCCUGGCAGGUCGUCCGUCGGGUCCAUAGAAGGCUCGAGCAGUCUACUGGCCAGGAGGCACUCCUCCCUCACCUCUGACGGUCAUGGGGUGCUCAUGGAGGAGGAGGAGGAGGAGGAUGACGAGGAUGGAGAAAGGGAGAAAAAGACUAAACCUCACAAGACGAUUAUUGACGAUGACGAGGACGGUGAAAGGGACAAAUCUGAUCGAGAGGUUGAUGAUAAUAUGGAGGAGGAGGAGGACGAGGAAGAAGAGGAAGAAGAAGACGACGAUGAGGACGGGAGUAACAGAAGUACCGGUGGUGGAGGAGGAGGAGGCGACGACGACGGGGUACGAAUACUAUCCGCCCGUAGUGGAAGUAACCGCUCCGUGACGAAUGGAUUAUCCGCCGGUGGAGAAACAUCGGCAGAGGUGGGCGGGGGCGUGGGCGUGGGCAUGGGCGUGGGCGUGGGCGGGGGCAGAAGUACGAACGUCGGGGUUAUGAAGAAGCACGUCCGCCUCAGCCUGCCCAACGGUCCCUACGUCUCCCGUUACCCGAACCUGAACUCUCCCUCCCCCCUCACUGGCGCUGGCUACUUCAGGAGGCGCACCGCCGUCACCCUCAGCGACCACAAGAGCUGCGCCCUCGUCCAGUCCAACAUGAAGAUGGGACUCGGUGAUCUAAUGUUGGCAGCGGCGGCGGAGGCGCGCGCGUCGGCAGGGGUCUCGGGUGAGGGUCUAGGGCGGCUAGGGCGGCCGCCCACCUACGGCGCCAUGGGCGGCAAGAAGGGGCCGCCCCCCCAGCCGGGGGUUAAGGGGCCCACCUCACUCUUCAUCCUCUCCGAAGACAACUUCCUCAGGAAGUACACCAGGUUCAUCAUAGAGUGGCCUCCGUUCGAGUACGCGGUGCUGUUGACGAUCAUCGCCAACUGCAUCGUGCUGGCCCUGGAGGAGCAUCUCCCGGAGGGCGACAAGACGCUUCUGGCGCAGAACUUGCUGGAGAAGACAGAACCUUACUUCCUCUUCAUCUUCUGCGUCGAGGCGUCUCUUAAGAUCCUCGCUCUCGGAUUCGUUCUUCACCCAAGGUCCUACUUGAGGAACAUAUGGAACAUCAUGGAUUUCGUGGUUGUGGUCACAGGCGGUAUGACAAUAAUAGCAGCGGACAGUUUUGGCCAAACUGUGGAUCUGAGGAUGCUUCGCUCGUUCCGCGUCCUCAGGCCCCUGAAGUUGGUCUCACGGCUGCCAAGCCUGCAGGUUGUGCUGAAGUCCAUCAUCAAGGCUAUGGCACCGCUGCUACAGAUCGGUUUGCUCGUCCUCUUCGCCAUUGUUAUAUUCGCCAUCAUAGGCCUUGAAUUCUACUCUGGUAUUCUUCAUAAAACAUGCUACAGUUUAGAAGACAUAGAUAAAGUAGUGACAGAAGGAGAGAUGGAGACGCCGUGUCACACAGACAUUAAAGAAUUAACGCCUCCGGGUGCUUUUUGCUGUGAUGCCACGACCUCUGUCUGUUUGGAGCUGUGGGUGGGGCCCAACAAUGGUAUCACCUCCUUCGAUAACAUUGGUUUUGCCAUGUUGACGGUGUUUCAGUGCAUUACACAGGAGGGCUGGACCGCCAUACUCUACUGGACAAAUGAUGCACUUGGUAGCAGUUUCAACUUUCUCUACUUCGUGUCCCUCAUAGUGUUGGGGUCUUUUUUCAUGCUCAACCUAGUUCUUGGUGUGCUCUCUGGUGAAUUUGCUAAGGAGAGAGAAAGAGUAGAAAAUAGACAAGAAUUUUUAAAACUUAGACGACAGCAACAAUUAGAAAGAGAAUUAAAUGGAUAUGUGGAGUGGAUAUGUAAAGCAGAGGAAGUUAUACUCGCGGAGGAGAGAACCACAGAUGAGGAAAAGGCUCACAUAAUGGAGGCGAGAAGAAGGGCAGCAGCAAAGAGGAAAAAGCUCAAACACUUAGGGAAGAGUAAAAGCACAGACACGGAGGACGAGGAGAACGAGGCCGAAGAUGAGGACGCCCCCCUUUCUCUCGCAGUUCCCGCCAAAAAGAAAGGUUUAUCAAGAGCUUCCUACUUGAAAAACAAAGUUAAGAAACAAGGUGCCUGUCAGAAUUUUUGGAAAGCAGAAAAGACAUUAAGGUUUGGUAUCCGGCGGACGGUGAAGCAGCAGUGGUUCUACUGGUUCGUUAUUGUGUUGGUGUUCCUCAACACUGCAUGUGUUGCUGCUGAACACUACGACCAACCCCCGUGGCUCACAGAAUUUUUGUACUUUGCAGAAUUUAUAUUUUUAGGUCUAUUCAUAUCUGAGAUGCUUAUAAAGAUGUACGCCCUGGGCCCAAGAAUAUACUUUGAAUCAUCAUUCAAUCGAUUUGACUGUGUCGUCAUCAGCGGCUCCAUAUUUGAAGUCGUCUGGUCAGCCUUCAAGUCCGGGUCGUUUGGUCUGUCAGUGUUACGAGCCUUGCGUUUACUGAGGAUAUUUAAAGUUACAAAGUACUGGGCGUCACUCCGGAACUUGGUAAUAUCUCUCCUGAGUUCAAUGCGUUCCAUCAUCUCACUCUUGUUCCUGCUCUUCCUGUUCAUCCUCAUCUUUGCACUCCUUGGAAUGCAGCUUUUUGGUGGGUCAUUUAACUUCAAGGACAACACACCUUUGGCCAACUUCAACACUUUCUCCAUAGCCCUGCUGACUGUAUUUCAGAUUCUAACUGGUGAGGACUGGAAUGAAGUGAUGUACCAUGGUAUUGCCUCCCAGGGUGGUACACAGUCUGGUAUGAUCUACAGUCUGUACUUCAUCAUCCUGGUGAUCUUUGGUAACUACACUCUCCUGAAUGUCUUCUUGGCUAUCGCUGUUGAUAACUUGGCCAAUGCACAAGAGCUCACGGCUGCUGAAGAGGAACAAGAGGAAGAGGAUAAGGAGUCUCAACAUCUCCCAGAUCCUGAAAAUCUCGUUCCCCUACAGAAGCAGCAAGCUGUACUUGAAAAAGAAAGGGAAGCAAUGCAAAACAAUGCAGAUGGACCUCCUAAGGUUGAAAUAUGUCCCCCCUCACCUGGUGGAGACAUCAAAAUGAAUGACAAGAAGGCUGCAGAUGCAGAAAAGGACGCUAAAAAGGACGAAAAGAAGGCUGAGGCAAAGGAAGAGAAUAAGGAGAAAAGAGAUGAGACAAAAGAGGAGGACAGUAAACGAGAUGGGGACAAAGACAACAAACAGGCCGAGAAUCAAGAAGAAGACAUGGGGGGACCUAAGCCCAUGUUACCAUAUUCAUCUAUGUUCAUCCUUUCACCCACAAACCCAAUUCGGAGAGCGGCGCAUUGGGUAGUAAACUUGCGCUACUUCGAUUUCUUCAUCAUGAUUGUCAUCAUCUUGUCUAGUUUUGCCUUGGCCUCUGAAGACCCUGUCAGAGAGGACUCAGAAUGGAAUGAGUUUCUCAAUUACUUUGAUUAUGCCUUCACGGGAGUUUUUGCCAUAGAGAUGAUUCUGAAAGUCAUAGACUUAGGGGUGAUAUUCCACCCUGGAUCGUACCUCAGGGAUUUUUGGAACAUUAUGGACUCCGUGGUUGUCAUAUGUGCCGCCGUUUCGUUUUGUUUUGAUAUGAUACCCUCCCUGCAACUGAAGGGCAGCACUACUGGUCAAAACCUCAGCACCAUCAAGUCACUUCGAGUACUCCGCGUUCUCCGCCCGCUGAAAACCAUCAAGCGAAUACCCAAGCUGAAAUCCGUGUUUGACUGUGUUGUCAACUCCCUCAAGAAUGUGUUCAAUAUUCUCAUAGUGUACAUACUGUUUCAAUUCAUCUUCGCUGUUAUCGCUGUACAACUGUUUAAUGGAAAGUUUUUCUACUGCUCUGAUGAGAGUGUACAUACAAGGGAUGAAUGUCAGGGAGAGUUUUUUGUCUUCGAGGGUUAUGAACGACCACCGGAGGUGAGAGCAAGACAAUGGAGACAGCAGAGCUUUCAUUAUGACAAUGUGAUGGCUGCCAUGUUAACGCUCUUCGCCGUCCAGACAGGCGAGGGAUGGCCACAAGUGCUACAAAAUUCUAUGGCGGCAACGACGGAAGAUCAUGGGCCCCAGCCACAGGUCGCCAUUGAAAUGUCCAUCUUCUACAUUGUUUACUUCAUUGUAUUUCCUUUCUUCUUCGUCAACAUCUUCGUCGCUUUGAUCAUCAUCACGUUCCAGGAGCAAGGAGAGGCGGAACUCCAGGACGGAGAGUUAGAUAAGAACCAGAAAUCCUGUAUAGACUUUGCUAUUCAGGCUAAACCCCUGGAGCGGUAUAUGCCUAAAGACCGCGUUAGCUUUAAGUACAAGAUCUGGCGAAUUGUCGUAUCUACACCCUUUGAAUAUUUCAUCAUGUUACUCAUUGUGCUCAAUACACUUCUCCUUAUGAUGAAGUUUCAUAAUCAGUCCAAGUUGUACAAAGAUACUCUGCACUACAUGAACACAAUCUUCACUUCGUUCUUUACCAUUGAAUGUUUACUGAAGAUCACGGCAUUCGGAGUCAGGAAUUUUUUCAAGGAUCCCUGGAAUAUUUUCGACUUCAUCACAGUGAUUGGUUCCAUCAUCGACGCCUUGGUGGUGGAGUUUGGGCGAAUGUAUGGAGAAGGGACAGAGAACUUCAUCAACGUCGGGUUCUUGCGUCUAUUCCGAGCAGCCCGACUUAUAAAACUACUUCGCCAAGGUUACACAAUUCGUAUAUUAUUAUGGACGUUUGUGCAGUCUUUCAAGGCGCUGCCAUAUGUUUGUCUUCUUAUAGCCAUGUUGUUCUUCAUCUAUGCUAUUAUUGGGAUGCAGGUCUUUGGUAAUAUAGAUUUGGAUCCUACCACGUCUAUAACACGCCACAACAACUUUAGAAAUUUUGCAACGGGCAUAAUGCUCUUAUUCAGAUGUGCUACUGGAGAAGCCUGGCAGAGCAUCAUGUUAUCGUGCAUAAAGGGAAGACCUUGUGAUGACGAUGCACUCAAGAAUGAGCCAAACAAGACUUGUGGCUCUAACGUAGCCUAUGUCUACUUUGUGUCUUUCAUUUUCCUCUGUUCAUUCUUGAUGUUGAACCUUUUUGUUGCUGUCAUCAUGGACAAUUUUGACUACUUGACUAGAGACUCAUCCAUCCUUGGUGCCCAUCAUCUUGAUGAAUUCAUCAGAAUAUGGGCUGAAUAUGACCCCAAUGCCACAGGGAAAAUCCACUACACUGAGAUGUACGAAAUGUUAAGAGACAUGGAUCCACCUCUAGGGUUUGGCAACAAGUGUCCCUCCCGGUUAGCGUACAAGAAACUUAUACGAAUGAACAUGCCAUUAGACACUGACGGGAAGGUUCAAUUCACAACAACGUUAUUUGCAUUAAUACGGGAAAACCUAUGUAUCAAGAUGAGGCCGGCUGAAGAGAUGGAUCAAGCAGAUUUGGAACUUCGAGCCACUAUAAAGAAACUGUGGCCCAUCCAAGCUAAAAAGAAUAUAGACUUCAUAGUGCCUCCUGAUGAUGAGUUAAAAUAUGAAAAGCUGACAGUGGGCAAAAUUUAUGGUGGUCUUCUAAUUGUUGAAAACUGGAGAACUACUCGCUUUGGCCAGAUCCAGCCAGCGGGAGGACUGGAUGAGAUUGAGGAUGAAUAUGAACAAAUAGAGAAUGAGGAGGAGGAUGAGGAGGAGGAGGAAAAGUAUGAGUCUACGGAGGACAUUUUGUGCGGGGAGGGAACACAACUCCUCAGCGAUGUGGAAAAAUUUGAGAACAAAAUCAUCGAUAAUGAGGAUACUGAGGAAAUUGAGGAAACUGAGGAAGUUGAGGAUACUGAGGAAGUAGAGGAUACUGAGCAAACUGAGGAGCAGGAGUCAGAAUCAAAGCCCAGUUUGUUUGCGCGACUGAUGGGCAUAGCAGCACCCGCCGCACCGACCAAGAGCACCCACGCCUCAAGGACCAGCCUCCCCCGUUCCAUCGAUGAGCAGCAGGACUCCCAGGGACACCAGAGCCGUCAGGGCAGCCUCUCCCAGUCCAACGUAAGCAUAGACAAUGUACUUGGUAGUGACAAAGGGUCGAAAAAGUCCCUGACGUUGUUGGGUGGAGGUGGUGCCUCCAAGCGUGGCUCAGACCACGACGGGUCGAGUGUGGCCAGCUGGCAGGUGGGGAUUGAGCUGGCAGAGGUGGUGCAGCAGGCAUCGAGAAGAGGGUCCUUAGCUUCUGAUGAUGGCGGCCGUCACCUGCGACCAGACGAAUACCCAGCUAAUAAUAGGUACAGAUCUCGGUCACCCUCACCAUCCAGGGGCUUCCAGUCACCAACACCUCCACACAGGAGGAGUCCCUCACCACGAAGACCCAGCCAGCAGCCACAUGAUAUUGGCUUCAGCGACGCCGUCAGUGAUGUAGUGGACCUCGUCAAAUACGACAACAUCCACAAGAGAGGUAGGCUACGAGGUAAACUACAUGGUGAUGACUAUGGCAUGAUUUCUCCAUUACGUGGCCGCAGUCCUAGCCGGCGCCGCGAGCCCUUCCCUCCACGACCGUGGGACAUGCGGGACAUUCGUUCUGCCUCCAACAGCCCAGACCGUCACUACAUGACUACGCGGCUCGAUGCUCGCUCUCGCAGCCCCUCACCACAUACAGGACUGGCAGGGACGGCAGGACGCCGUGGCCGCACCUUAGAAUAUUAUGGCACAGCUUCCUUAGACCGACGGUCACGCAGUCCUUCCCCACACCGGCGCGCAGGCUCUAGCUAUCCUACGAUACCACAGAGGCGAGGUGGUGGCCGACGAUUACCCCCCACACCAAACAAACCUUCAACACUUCACCUAGGCCCUCAGCCAACCCAACCUCUGCCAGGUCAUCAAGGUGCUGGCCAUCACACCCUUCCUGGGGGCAAGUCACCCACUAGAUCACAACCCAUCAACUUUCCCAAGCUGAAUGCCUCGCCCACACAUGUGCCCAAGUUAGAAAUGCCACCAGUGUUCCGAGAGAGAAGGACUCCACCUGUUACGGAAGGGAGCGCUCGACCCCGUGUGCCCCCACCUGGGAAAAUUUUACCCCCAGGUGCACUUCGCCGCCCACCAAUGGCACCAAUCAGAGACCAAUACCCAUAUGAGCGGCGGCCAGAGGAACCACUUAGUUUUGAACAGGCAGUAGCCAUUGGGCGGGGCACUCGUCAGUUGCCCUCACCAGCAGUGCCUAACGGGUACAAACCAGGGCGGGACCGUGCAGUGCCACGGCUACCUGGCCCAGUAGGUGCAGCAGGUGCCGGAGCACCUAGAAGGGCGGCCCCGGGGGUGCGCCAUAGUGACAGUGAUGAGGAUGAUUGGUGCUAGUGGAUCCCACAGGGCGAUGUGGGCCCCCAUCCCCCCAAGGCGGUGAUGGGGGCGGCACCGCCCUGACUAGCAGUGCCUGGGAAUAGAGUAGAGCACUGGACCUAGGCAGGGGAGUCAAGCAUGGCCACGAGUGUAUUUGUGGCUUUUCUUCAUGUUUGUUUUGUACCAUAUCCCCUACAAGUGCUUUAUUUAAAACAUACAACAAAUGUUCUAUCAAAUCUGUGAUAUUUUAAUGUCACCACUAUUGUAGCUCUCCUGUAUGAGAGUUGUAUGAAUAUCAAAAAGGAGCAGAAUGAGAUAUGUCAUUCCCAUUUAUCUGUCAGUUUAGGCCUGUAUUCAGGAAAUGCACUUAAAUCAGUCAAUACUCUCAUGAUGUUAUACUACCAACCAACGCAUUUCACAUCAUUUUAUUGUUUCCACAUCAUCAUUAAACUCAUAUUUAAUUAAUACAUGUAGUUACAAUUAGAAAAAAGGUUUCCACAUAUUAAAUGGGAGUGUGAACAUAGCAACACUAGAUCAUAUUCCAAGUGCAGCAGUUGUUAGCAUUCCAUUGUUACUAUAUUAGCUAGCUUGAGUGUGUCUCCUGAAUGCAGUCCUUAAUCAUUGUUUGUUAGAUGUAGUCUGAGUACGACUUUGUUACCUUUUCUUCUGGUUUUUGACGACUAGUCUGUAGUAUUUACAGUUCGCUAUGGAGACUGAGGAUCUUUGGGUCUUUUCUCAUGCGAUAAGUAAAACAAUUUGCCUGCCAAAGUUGGAGAUUUUUGUGCUGGUGAGCAGCUUUAUGCAUGGGAGGAUGGACUAUGCCUAUGUUGGCAUCUCUUGCUGCUGUCCUUUUAUAUUCCUAGCCGUGCAGGUUUAUGGCCAUACUCUGAAAGUGAACUUGAAUCAGUCAAUACAUGUAGUGUGCAUUUAUAAUUACUGACAUUUACUCAUACUAUAAUUCACACUGUCUUCUAGCGUGAUUGUGAGAAUAUUGUAAGAUUUGAGUCCAUCAUUGGUAGUAAGUGCAGAGUUAGUCUGUUGAUUGUUUCAAGCAUGUUUCUGUAGUAUGGGUAUUAGUUAUACUCAUUAGUUUUAAACUUCAGUGGACAGCAUCACCUUUUGUAUCUUAAGUCCACAACGAAGGCGUGUCCAACAGUGUGGAGGGGGGGUAGCAUGGCUGAGGUGACCCCCUCUCCCAGCUCUCCUGCCCCAUCUUACACCAAAUCAUCAACAAUACAUCCAAAUAAUUUUGUCUUAUUCUGUAAAUUUAAUUGGACACGACUCCCAUUGAAAUAAUAGGUUAAAUUGGGGAAAUAAAUUGGCACUUUUACCUGAUUGACUGAACAGGAAAAAAAAAUUGGCUGUACAAAGUUUCAAGAAGGCAGCAGACCUUGUCCCAAGUCCCAACACCGUACUAAAAGAUAACUUUUGUAAGGAAUUGUGCAAAUUCUUUUUUUUCGUUAUGGGAUACCUGUUGCCCAUAUAUGCCUUCCUUUCUUUUGGAAAAUGCUGAUGGUCUAAGGUGAAUUACUAGCAUGCAUUGCAGGACAUUUAUGUUUAUAAUGGAGUGAUGAGCUUGGUUAGGAGGUUGUUAUCAGUUAGCAUAGAUCCUUAUGAUCUUACCAUUUUGACCUUUUGUAUGAAAAGUCCUGCCUUAUGUGAAUUGGCCCUCAGUGCGGGAGAGGGCCAAGUAUAGCACCCUAGGAACAGUAUUGAGAUAUCUUGGGCACCCAUGGAGGUUCAUAACCUUGAAGGGAAAUGUUAGGGGCUGCUAUGUAAUCAUGAGGUUGCUAUGUAACCUUGAGAUUACAGAGACUUUGGGGUAUUUUGAACUUACUGGUGUAUGACCAGUCAAUUUCUUCAUUCAUCUACAACUUAGCCUUCAAAAUUGUAUGUAAAAUUUACUAUAACCUUGUCAAUUUGGUUUAGCAGCAACAAGUACUACCAGUAGUAACUUAGAUGAGAAAAUAUUGGUUAAGUUGAAGUAAAUUAAACUCGAGAGACGGAAAAUAUAUUUAAACAGUUUCUACGGAAGACACAAAAACGGGAGCCAGAGAAGUAAUCAUUAAGAAGUGGAAGAUGCCCUUGUUGGUCCCAAUUAUCCUUAUACUGUAAAUCCAUAAGUGCUUUUUUGUAUAAUAUAUAGUGUUCCAUCCUGCUACCAAGACCCAAGAGUUAAAAUGUUUGCUAAUGAAAAUAUUGCCAGUGUUUAUAUAACAAGUCACUCACAAUUUGUUUAAAAAAAAAAUGAGGUCCAACACGUUAACUUGUGGCACGUGCCCGUCAAAUUUUACUUUUUUCCUAGUGCGUGCCAUCACCCAGUCGUUUGGUUGACAUCCUCAAUGUAUUUUAUUCUUUCUUUCCUACCUUUUUUUUCUUAACAAUCUUGAUCCCAUUGUUUAUGAUAUUGAUUAUGCAGCCAAAUGUCACAUAAGGUAGAAUACCCAGUCUUUCAGUAGUCGCUAAUUUGUGUAUGGAAUCAAGGGCAACAAAAUAUACUGUACUGUGUAUGACUGAGGGUUUCAAGACUAUAGAGGCUAGUGACAUAGUCCAAGCAAUUAAAGUUCAGGACAGUGGUUCUUAACAUUAGCAUACAUGAAUUCUUCAUAAAAAAUUAAAAAAUUAAAAUAAAAGAAAAACUUAUUCCAAAAUGCACUGGAUUAUUCUAUUGUGAAUUCAUGCCAGAGACUCUGAUAUUCUACCAGAUGUGUAAAGUAUUAUUUGUCCUUGUGACUUAAACAAACCGAUUCUCACACUCAUUUGGCUGUCCCUUACGGACUAUUUAAUGUCGAGAAGUUUUCGCCUUCACCUCAUCUCAUCAUUGAGUCUGAUAUUGCCCAAAAUGCCAAUGUAAAGUGUUCCAUAUUGUAUAUUCUUCAGCUGAAAUGCACAGAGAACUACCGUAUAUACUCCCCCUAAAACUCUACCACUUUCAUAAAUGCUUAAUGUUUCAUUAUCUACUUAUUGUAUAGAAACUUCACAUAAGAGUCUGUUAAAAGAAAACUCAGUUACAAUAUAUAUAUAUAUAUAUAUAUAUAUAUAUAUAUAUAUAUAUAUAUAUAUAUAUAUAUAUAUAUAUAUAUAUAUAUAUAUAUAUAUAUAUAUAUAUAUAUAUAUAUAUAUAUAUAUAUAUGAACUAUAAUAACCUAUGAUUGAUCUGAACUUUAAAUAUUUAUGAAAUCUGAUGUACUACUGUACUGCCAUCAAAUAAUUGAUGGCAUUCUUUUAAAGUUUAUUGUUUUAGGGUGUGUUUAGAAAACUUAGUUUGAUUAAAUGGAAAGUAGAAUUGAUCACAGGAUUAUAACUGACUGUGAUUCUGUGAUUUUUAGUGAACUCUCCAUUUCAUCAGGAACUCUCUUUCUGAACUUGCCCUCAGUAGACAUGUAACAUGCGGGUAAUGGCCUAUCAAUACCGUAACCGCAGAACCACCACUACAUCCUCACCGCAGUACCCAUGCGGUCCAAACACUGUCCAGCCCGCAGCCGCAUGUUGUUGGCCUGCAGCCCAAUACCAUUUUCCAGUUGAUGAAAAUGAUGUACUGUACAUGUGAAUAGUAUCUUGAGAGGGAAUUCUUGGAUACUCCUUAAAUAAUAGUAGUAGUGAGUUCAUCAGUCAGACUUUUCACCUCACAACUUUUACAUCAACCAAAGUGAACUAAAAGUGUUUUAUAACCAUAAGGGGUCAUCAAGAAUUCUCAUUUGAGAGGAAAUUUAUAGCCACUUAACUCUAGUGCAUGAUCAGUUUCAAAUGACUUUGAUACCAUUUAAUCAGUUUAUCAGUUUAAUCCCCAUAGUUAUUGGUAUUAAAAAUAUCCUGAAUAGUGGUGGGUGAGAUUUAAUGGGGUUUUACUCAUAAUUUGUCUCAUUUAGUCUGAGACAGGUUGAAUCGCCCCCACACUUAAAAUAUUCCCUAAUUAAAUCCCUUAAAACCAGAGCCCCCCCCCCCCCCCAAGUGCAGGCCUUGUCUCUAGAAGAAUACAAAGAGCUGUUGUGUGUUCUUUGUAUCAUCGUGUGUGCCUUCAUUCUCUUCAGUUUUUUUCUCUUUGCCUGUCAUUGAAAUAUGACGAGAUUUGGGAUUUUGAGCUUAUUGUGAUAAUGCCACAAGGUUCAUUUUUUACCUCUCACCCCUUUUUAAGUAGGAAAAUUGAGCCAUCUGGGAUCACUGAUUGAAGCUCAAUUUUCAUCAUCCCGUCAGAAUUGUGGCAUAGGUCAUGAAAGACAUACCAUGGAUCUAUGACUAGUUCUCUGAAGCCUUGUUCACAUAAUGCACUUUAGCAUUACAGCCUGUUGCCAAGAGAAUUUUGGAUCAUUCUUAUUAGUGACUUCUCAAUCAGUUAAUCCAAAUGAUGUAAUGUGUCUCAGGCAGCAUAAUGUAGCAUGAGAUUGCAUUUUGGAAACAAGACAAUGUAGCUACAGCACAGCCAUUCUGCUGUGUUUGGGCUGACAGUUGUACACUGAAACUGCCGUGUGGGGUGUCAAUGUUUUAUUCAGAUACAAAACAAUUAAUGGCAUGAAUGACUUGUCUGUCAGUAUACUGUAUAAAGUUGCAGAAUGUAACCUAACCUAAUGCCAAAUUGAGACUUUUUGAUGUUUCUGGCUAUUACCUCUUGUAAGUACCAUUCAACCAUUCCUAAAUUAUGAUGAGAUAUUUCCAGUAAGCUGUUCACUUGUUGUUGACUGUAGGUGAUAAUAUAAAAGUGGAAGGUUUUUAAACAAAAAUUACUCAUGAUUUGUUAGGGGCAUGCACAUCAGUUCUUAUCAGGUAAGAGAAUCUGUCUUUUAAAAAAAAAAUCAAUGAUUGUUCUGUGGUUUUUCAGGAAAUGAAAUUAUGGCCAUAUUGCUUCAACAAGACUUGCAUAGUGUUCGUACUUACAGGAAAAAGCAAGUUAUAACUCGAAAACGUAAGAGAGAACUUUACCAAGCAGCUGCUAGCCAAUCACAACUGAGAACUACACAUGUACUGUGUUCUGAUUGGUUAUUGCUGCUAAGGAAAACGUCCAAACUUGCAUUUCCGAAAAUUCUUUCUCAUUGCUUUUUCAUGAACUUCCGAACCUCCUCUUUGGGAAUUCGGUGAUGACGUCAUGGAGUGUGUGACGUCGUGGAGUGUGUGUAAUACCAGAUAACUUUGUUGUACCCGCUCACUCGAUUAUGUAUAGCACGUUACCCAGUAGAUGUUUUUGAAGAGACUUUUAUACAAAUCAUUCGUUUUCCUACAAUAAAUGAAACAAAGUGAGAUGUAGUGCUAGUGAACUACAGCGGUGUGGUUGUAACCUAAACAUUUUCUGCCUUCAUCCGGGACUUAUUGUAAAGCACCAGUUUCUGGGACUUCCAAUAAGAACCAAUUUCCUAGAAAGCCAAUACUUAAAAAAAAAUGAAAAAUAUUUGAAACAAGGGGGAAAAUCCCUUAUGGAAAUCUCUGAAACUAGUGACUUACCCUAUAUCUGGUAGUGUUCAAGACUAGUCAAUUUUUAAGGCAGAUGAUACCGAGUUUACAGGCAGUGUAUGUUAACCGAAUAUAUAAGACAGUCUUUUUCCAUUCCUACCUACUUCUAACCAGUACUCUUGCUAAGGGUUUUCAUACAGAGUGCGUGAACAAGUCUGUACAGGAUUAUAAUGUCUCAAAUAAACAUUUUAUCAAUAUGCAUUGUUUAAAAGUU
Homarus americanus (American lobster) is the source of this 13156-nucleotide messenger RNA. It is a transcript of the gene cac, whose product is annotated as voltage-dependent calcium channel type A subunit alpha-1-like. The transcript is spliced from 45 exons. Lineage: Eukaryota; Metazoa; Arthropoda; Malacostraca; Decapoda; Nephropidae. Gene Ontology annotation, molecular function: high voltage-gated calcium channel activity; calcium ion binding. Gene Ontology annotation, cellular component: membrane; voltage-gated calcium channel complex. Gene Ontology annotation, biological process: chemical synaptic transmission; calcium ion import across plasma membrane. The record is from RefSeq and is a predicted model, not a curated record. Bases 19 to 7518 code for a protein of 2499 amino acids.